Molecule: messenger RNA, 3542 nt
Organism: Clunio marinus
Lineage: Eukaryota; Metazoa; Arthropoda; Insecta; Diptera; Chironomidae
Source: the annotation of a GenBank genome assembly
GGAAAGUGUAUGGAAUUUGUUUACAAAAUUGAAUACUCGAAAAUUAAUGAACAAUCAACGUUAGCAAUCAAAUAAACUAUCUUAUCCAGUGACGUAACAAGGCGAACAUCAUAGAAUUGUUGAUGUGAAAAUCUUAACUCGUGACAUUAGAUUUUUCAAUCAAGAAUUUUUAUUCAAAAGUUUUUGCAUAACCGGCUCUGACCUUCUCUACAUCGAUGGGGUCAUUUUUAUUAUCACUCACUGGAAAGAUUGGUGCCGUAACGGGUGCAAAAUAUCAACAAUUAAAUAUUAUUAAAAAUCAAAUUAGAAAUUUUAGUGGCUCGUCAAAAAUGAGAUUUGUUCAAUUUAAACGUAAAAAUGAUCCAACAAUCUUUUUGGGCGUUUCAUCUGAUGAUGGAACCGAGAUAAAAGACAUUGGUUUAAUUGGAACUUAUCCUAAUGAUUUGAAGAAGUUAAUUGAAUCAGGUGUCGAUGUAACUGAUAUUAAAUUGAAAAGUGAGUGCCUUGCAAGCAUCAAGACAUCAGAAGUUGAUCUUCUUCCACCAAUCUUGGAACCUCAAAAGAUCCUGUGCGUUGGACUCAACUACAAAGGUCACUGUGAUGAGCAGAAUAAAGAAUAUCCAAAAGAACCAAUGUUUUUCAGUAAAUUUGCUUCAACUCUUGUUGGUCCAACUGGUGACGUCAUCGCUCACAAAAUUUCUGAUAAAAUCGACUGGGAAGUUGAACUUGCUGUUAUAAUCGGCAAAAAAGCAUCGCAUGUUAAGAAAGAAAAUGCGUUUGAUUAUGUUUUCGGUUAUACUGUUGCUCAAGAUAUUUCAGCUCGUGAUUGGCAAAAGCAACGCAAUGGUGGCCAAUUUCUGAUUGGAAAAUCGAUGGAUUCGUUUUGUCCCUUAGGACCAGCAGUUGUUCAUAAGUCAGCAUUAGAUCCUCGUGAUCUCACAAUUAAAUGCAGUGUUAACAACAUUUUAAAACAAUGCGGAAAAACAAGUGAACUCAUCUUUACCAUUGAUGACAUUAUUGAACGUGUAACUCAAUCAAUCACUUUACUUCCGGGUGAUGUUAUCUUAACAGGCACACCAGCCGGUGUUGGUAUGCAUCGUAAUCCACCGGAAUUUCUACAUGCUGGUGACAUGAUUGAGAGUGAAAUUGAAGGAAUCGGAAAACUCUUUAAUCGUACGAAAAACACGUCAUCUUUAGUGCGUCAAUAUAGCAAUCGGAACGUGCCGCCACUUCAACAAGCAGGAUUUGGUAAAUUUCUUCUGAUUAUUUCGCCUUUUGCUAUCGGUGGUGGUGUCAUCACUUAUGCGAAAUAUGACAAGGAUUUCCGUAAACUGCUUGAGAAAAAUGUGCCAGGUAUAGAGCCAGUAUUAGAAGUUUUCAUUGAUGAUGCAAAUCCAUUUGCGGACAUCCAAAAAAAACUUGGCGAGUAUCAGCAAAAGAUUAGUGACACAUCGUCAUCCAUCACGUCAUCAGUGACCGGAUUAUUUGGCGGCAGUUCCAAGGAAGAUCAAACAAAAAAACCUGAGCCGGCAAAAUUUCCACCAGUGACAAAAGGACCAAUAAUUCCUUCAGAACAAAAGUCAGUUGUAUCAGCAGUUCCACCGCCUCCCAUUUCUAAACCAGAACCAAAAGCACCUUCGAAAUCUUCACAAACUCCUGUUUCAGCUACAGUUUCGACUCCUCCUCCACCUCCUAUUAAAGUUGAAAAGACUGAAAUACCGAAGAAUCUUGUGGACCUGGAAAAAGCAGUUGAAUCAGCUGCAUCUCAAGCAAUUAAAGAGUACAACAAAGCUGUGCUUAUUUUGAAGGGCUACAAUGAAGAUGUUAAGAAGAUUGUUGAUUCGGCAGUUGAGAAUAUUGAUAUAAAUGCAUGGACGACUCUUAAAAACAAGACACUGACUCGUGAUGCAGCAGUUGAAAAAGCUGAACAAGCAGCAUUAGCAGCACGUAAAAAGCUCAAUGAUUAUGAACAACAAAUUGAGAAAAAUGUUGCAGGAGUUGCUGGCGAAGUGAAAACAGCUCUAAAGCAAAGCAUUUCAAGCUUCAACGAACAUCUCAAUGCAGCGAAAGUUGAAGUUUUAAAAGCUAAAGAGCUUGCUGGUACAUCAGAAAACUACUGGAAAAAAGUUGAGUCGUCAAGAAAUUAUUUCGUAAGAGAAAUUGAAUCGCUUUUUGGAGUCAAUUUGAACGAGAAGAAGCUUAAUUUGUCGAAAGAAGAAGUCGACUUAUUCCUUGUCAAUGCCUAUUCACAUGUCAUGGCUUAUCAAAAAGAAUUGCAAAAGCUUCAAACUGAAGGCGAAUUAAGAUUGAAAAGGGCACUUGAUGCUGUUAAAGGAUCAGAUCAGACAGAAGCUGUUAAGGCUCAGCUUGAAUAUGAAUUAGAAAAGGAAAGAAGAAACUUAAAUAUUCAGAAUCAAGCGAAAAUCAUGCGAAUUAAAGCAGAAACAGAGAAAAAUCUUCGGGAUCAGUUGAAGAAACAAAUUGAAGCACAUACUGAUCAUUUAAAUGAUGCAUUGUCAAAUAAAGAAGCUGAAAUGAAACGUAUUUUUGCUCGUGAAGUUGAUGAGAAAGUUGCAACUGAAAGAGCAUCGUACAACACUCAGCUUGCUGUUAUGCUAGGCAAAAUGAAAGGAAUGGAUUCAGCUUUGAAAGAACGUGCAGAUUUGGAGAAAAGCGCACUUCAAGCACAAUCCCUUUGGGCUGCAUGCCAAACACUCUGGUCAAGUGUUCGUGAGGGUCAGCCAGGAAAGUCGUGGCGUCAAGAACUUCGUCCAUUAAAGAACGAAAUAAAAGCUGUUGGAUCUGCCGGUGAAGGUGAUGAAUUUGUAGCAGUAGUUAUAAACACACUUCCAGAAACUGCUAAGGAUCGUGGAGUUUUUCCUGAAGAAGCUUUACGAGAAAGAUUCGCAAAUGUCGAUAAAGUAGCUCGCCGUUUAGCAUUAGUACCAGCUGAAGGGGCUUCGCUUAUUGUUUACUUCUUAUCAUUCAUCCAAGGUGCUUUGAUUGCUCGACCAUCUGAAGCCAUUUCGCAGGAUGAGCUUAACAAUAAAGAAUUUGAUUUCGGAAAAUUAGACACUUACGAAAUUCUUAAUCGGGCAAGAUAUUGGAUGGAGCGAGGAAAUUUGGUGCAAACACUCAAAUACAUGAACCUUCUACAAGGAGCUUCAAGGAAAGUGUCUAGCGAAUGGAUAAAUGAAGCUCGUCUUCUACUCGAGACACAACAAGCAGUUAAUGUUCUCCUUAGUCAUGCUAGUGGAAAUGGACAGAGAUAUUUAUAAACUAAAGAAGAAAGAAGAAAAAUGUUUCCCCUUUGGGCUUAAUUAAAAGAUUUCAUUGACCUCACUUUUCCGACUUCUUAAUUUGUUGAGUAAUUAAGUUACUUUAGGAUUUAUCUUUGGUCGAAGCUUGUGAAGCUUCCAACGGUUGAAUUAAAUAUAUUGAGGGAUUUUGGUCUCUUGCGGUUCAAGCGUGUAAGAAAUUUUCAUUCUUCUCUUCAUCUUCUAUUCUUCGUUCGGCAACAAAAUGAAAAUCGGUACAGAAGC